UUCUUGAUUUUAAAGCAAAUCAAAAUUUGUAGAAACUGUAUGAUAAAAAUUGUAAGCAAAAGACUGAGCCAGCGCGUCGAUUGCAGACGAAAAUUGCCCGUAGAACAUCACCCGCCACAAGACCAACCAUUGAUUUUCCUCAACAUAAAAGAUAAUGGAAAUGGCCACCGCAAUGGAGAGUGUAGCAGCAAAUGCACUGCGCAGUGUGCUGUUCCGCGUUCAACAGGCGGCUGAACGAUCCGCCAGGCAAUCAUCUCAAGUAAGGGUUGUUGCCAUAGGCAAGACGAAACCCGUGUCUCUGAUAAAAGAAGUUUAUGAUGCGGGGCAUCGUUAUUUCGGGGAAAAUUAUGUUCAGGAGUUUCUCGAUAAAGCGCCACAACUUCCUGCGGAUAUCCAAUGGCAUUUUGUUGGGCACCUUCAGAGUAACAAGGCAAAAACUCUUCUAGCUGGUGUGCCCAACUUGUAUAUGGUUGAAAGUGUGGACAGUACCAAGAUUGCAAAUCACCUUGAUAGUGCUGUAGCAAGUCUUGGGAGGGCGCCCUUGAAAGUUUUGGUACAAGUUAACACAAGUGGUGAAGAAUCAAAAUAUGGUGUUGAGCCCUCAGAAUGUGUUCAGCUUGCCAAGCAUGUCAAGCACGAGUGUCGGAAUUUGGAAUUUUCAGGCCUCAUGACCAUAGGAAUGUUGGACUACUCAUCUAGACCCGAGAAUUUUGAGUCAUUGUCAGCUUGUAGAACUGAAGUUUGUAAAGCCCUUGAAAUACCGGAAGACCAAUGUGAACUGUCAAUGGGCAUGUCAGGCGACUUUGAGAAGGCAAUUGAAAUGGGAAGCACAAAUGUAAGGAUUGGCUCUACCAUAUUUGGAGCAAGAGAGUACCCUGCAAAGAAGUGAACCCGUUGGAAAGUCGCAUUCGAAGAGAGUUACUAUAUACUUGGUGAUGCUAGUAACGACAAAGGAGCUAUCAACUGUAUAGUUUGUGUAGACUACGGACAGUUAUUUCAAAUUUGUGCGGAACCUGUGGUACCUACGUUAUUGGUGUUGUCUUGAAUCAAAUAUAUGAUCUAUUGGUAACCAAAUAUUUAAUCAAAUACAACAUAUUUAUCUA
Molecule: messenger RNA, 1103 nt
Organism: Cryptomeria japonica (Japanese cedar)
Lineage: Eukaryota; Viridiplantae; Streptophyta; Pinopsida; Cupressales; Cupressaceae
Exons: 9
Coding region: 155-889 (244 amino acids)
Cellular component (GO): intracellular anatomical structure
Molecular function (GO): pyridoxal phosphate binding
Source: RefSeq, a predicted model, not a curated record